AUGGCUGCUGCCACACGCACAGGCUUUGGCCACGAGCACGACGCCUUUGUCCGUGCGGUGCCGGUCAAGCACGCCACGGUGGACGACGAGUACGUGACGUACUACGAUGUGGGCCCACGGAGCGUGACCGGGGCAGAGACGAGCAGCAGGCUCGAGGGCGACGAAACCACUCCGCCACUGAUAUGCAUCGGCGGCCUGGCCGAGUCGGCAGCGUGCUUCUUCCGACAGCUGCUCUCGCUGGGAUCGCUCGGCUAUCGUGUGGUGGCCCUCUCGCUGCCGCCGCGCCAAACGUUUCCAGGCCUGGCAGCUGUGGUGAUCGGCCUCUGCGCCCACCUUGGCAUCGACCGCGCUGUGCUUGUUGGCUCGGGCCUCGGCGGGUUUGUGGCUCAGGUCGUUACGCAAGAGUGUCCGGACCUGGCUGCCGGCCUGGUCCUCAUCAACGCAUUUGUGGACCUGGCGCACUUUGCCUCUGACCUCUCGUGCGUCCCACUCAUCGGCUUUAUGCCCGACGUCAUCAUCCGCCGCAAGCUGCUCUCGCGGCUGCCGUCGGGGCUUGUCGCUCCCGAGGUGGCCGACUCGAUCGACUUUAUGGUCGAGCAGGUUGAGCAGCUCCCGCGCAACGCCAUCAUCUCCCGCUGCCGGGCUCUGGCCUCGCACUACGACCUCGACGGACCGGUCCCGCUCGAUGAGGACCACAUCCUCAUCAUCGACGCACUCGACGACGUCGCUGUCCCGCCCAAAGCCCGCGCCGAAGUGGUCAAGUUUUAUCCCAACGCCCGGGUUGCGGAGCUCAAGACCGGCUCCAACUUUCCGCACCUAGCUGUCGCCCUCGACGUCCACAUGCACAUGCAGGUUUUCUUCCGCGCCUGCGGCUGGGCUCCGGCCAACUCGGAGCCCGACGAGCCCGAGCCAGCUGACCACCCGUCGAACUCCGAGCCGCUACCGGAUGCGUCGAGCAUGCCGUUCCCCACCGCCACGCUCCCGUCGUGGUCUUCGGCCUCGGCCGCACCCGCACCCGUUGUCUUUGACUCGUUCUCUGGCGGCUUUGACGAAGCCGACGACGAGGACGCCGCCGACUUUUUCUAACUACAACUCCCUUUGUGGCACGGUCAUUGAGGCGUCGGUGACGCGAGGUCCAUGCUCACGACUUGGGCCCGUCCGCUCUGCUGGCGCGGCACGGCGCCCUGCUCCUGUACGCCGCCAUUCCAUGCUGACGCCGACGCCGACGCGGGCCCACCGGCUUCGCCCGAGUCCGACGACGACAUGCCGGUCUCAAUGAUCGAGACCGGCGCGAGAUUCAUGCCUGAGAUCCCGUUAGCAGCACCGUCAUCAUCGUCGGUUGUGUAGUCAUCCGGAAGCUCGACAAUGCGCGGCGAAGACGAGAUGACGCUGGGUUUGGCGCGCUGCGGCCACACAGGGUGGCUCGAUGACGCGUACGGCGUUGCUUGCGACGAGCACGAGUAGUAUGUGCGGACACCGCGCCCGCGCCCAUACCCGUGACCGCUUGCCCGCCGCCUCGACUCUCGCCUCCGCACCGACGACGACGAUGACGACGACGAGACUGAGCGAGAGCCGCUGCCAAACUGAAGAACACUAGGCGUGGCCGCUUGCCGCGAGUUGCUUGCGAGCACAAGCUCGCGGCCCUUGGGCGUCAGCGGGGUUGGCCACAGCGGCCCAACCAGUGAUGACGAAGAGACCGGCAGCCGCGACGGCGACGGGGCCGUGAAGCUUGCCAGUGAAUCGACCGAGAGCUUGGGCGUGUUGGGCCAGAGCGAAUCCCCGUCCUGUGACCGAUAGAGCGCAAGAGACUGGCAGGUGUUGCUCAGGUAGGCCGACAGAUCGGCGCACGAUGUCAAGGAAUCUGCACGGAGUGCGUGCCGGCGCUUGGCCGGGCGCAGAGCCCGAUCGGCCAGCCGCGCCAACU
Thecamonas trahens ATCC 50062 is the source of this 1924-nucleotide messenger RNA. RefSeq names its product maspardin. The record is from RefSeq and is a predicted model, not a curated record. Lineage: Eukaryota; Apusomonadida; Apusomonadidae. The transcript is spliced from 2 exons. Bases 1 to 1086 code for a protein of 361 amino acids.